Tilletiaria anomala UBC 951 is the source of this 2155-nucleotide messenger RNA. RefSeq names its product zf-ZPR1-domain-containing protein. Gene Ontology annotation, molecular function: zinc ion binding. Gene Ontology annotation, cellular component: nucleus; cytoplasm. The transcript has 3 exons. Lineage: Eukaryota; Fungi; Basidiomycota; Exobasidiomycetes; Georgefischeriales; Tilletiariaceae. The record is from RefSeq and is a predicted model, not a curated record. Bases 97 to 1860 code for a protein of 587 amino acids.
CAUCAUUGCUCAUUGCCACCAACCCCAAACCUGGUUGUAGUGUGCGCGCUGAGGAAGAACCUACGGACGCAAAGAUCUUCGAGAGCUACACCAAGAAUGUCAGCUCAAAACGCACCCGACCCGUUUUUCCGACCGAUCGGCGACGUCGUCGAAGACUCCGGCUCGGGGUCAGGUGUGCGACAAGCAGAUGGCCAAGAUGCGUCCAUGCGUUCUCAGCAACAAGAGCGGGCAUUGGGAUCAUCAGAGCAGCAAGCUGGCAGUGGUGGCGGUUCUGAGGCCGAGCCGAAGAUGGUGGAAGAAAUUGAAUCUCUAUGCAUGCGCUGUCACGAAAACGGCACCACGCGGCUGUUGCUCACGUACAUCCCUUACUUCAAGGAAGUCAUCAUUGCCAGCUUUCAGUGCGAUCAUUGUGGGGAGAGGAACAAUGAGAUACAGAGUGCUGGGGAAAUACAAGAAAAGGGAGUCAUUUACACAGUGCACGUCACUCAACCCGGCGAUUUGGACCGCCAGCUAGUCAAGUCAUCUUUUGCCACCAUGAGUAUCCCUGAGUUAGCGAUCGAGAUUCCGGCGAAGCGCGGCCAAUUGACCACAUUGGAGGGUGUCAUUUCCGACACGUUGCGCGACCUCGAGCUGGACCAGCCGUUGCGGAAGCAUAUGGACCCGCCGGCGUACAAGAAGAUUGAGGAGCUGUGCAAACGUAUGCGAGUGAUCAUUGGCGAAGCGGAGCCUUCGCAUGCGGAAAUUCAGCCUGGUGCAGAUGUAGGGUCAUCAGGGGCCGCCGGGACCAAAUCGCACGGACCUGUGGGAGCUGUACCAUCGUCUAUUAGCGACCCGAACCGAACCUUCCUGCCAUUCAGCCUGCGACUCGACGAUCCUUCUGGAAACAGCUUCAUUGAAUUCCUUGGCGAGGUCCGAGGACGAGGCGUGAACGACAACAAGUGGAGCAAGCGCGAGUACCCGCGCACAAAGAAGCAGAACGAGCUGCUUGGCCUUAGUGCUGGGGAGAGUGCUAGCGAUGGAGAUGCUGCGAUGCAGACGGAUGGAGACGCACCGGAAGCAGUGACUGGCUUCAGUAAGACUGCGGGCGAAACGGAGCACGAGAAUGAGGAGAUUUACGCAUUCCCGGGGACGUGCUCCUCUUGCACCGCACCACUACAAACGCUGAUGAAGAAGGUCAACAUCCCGUACUUCAAGGAUAUCCUAAUCAUGUCGACCAACUGCGAUCGCUGUGGGUACAGGGACAACGAGGUGAAGUCAGGCGGCGCGAUCUCGGAGACCGGGCGCAAGCUCGCGCUAACCGUCAACGACGCAGAGGACCUUAGUCGCGACGUGCUGAAGAGUGAGACCGCUGGGCUGGAAAUCCCCGAGAUCGACCUGCACCUCGCACCUGGCACGCUCGGCGGACGGUUCACGACGCUGGAAGGCCUGCUGCAGCAGGUGUAUGACGAGCUUUCCGACAAGGUCAUGGCGUCCGGCGACGCGGCGCGGCUAGACGAUCGCUCAGCAUUCGAGACUUUCCUCGGCAAGCUCAAGGGCGUAAUGUCCGCGAGCAAUGUGCCUUUCACCGUCAUUCUCGACGACCCGCUCAGCAACUCUUACAUUCAGAAUCCGUACGCGCCGGAUGAGGACGAGCAGAUCAUUGUGGAUGUGUACAAGCGGAGUUGGGAGCAGGAUGAGGAGCUCGGAUUGAAUGACAUCAAGGUCGAAAACUACUCAGAGGAAUCUAAGCAAUGGGCAGCCCAGGCUGCAGCCGCAGCAGGGACAACGCGAAAGGCUGCAGAGAGCGGUAACGUACCGGGUAAUGAGGCUGGCGAGGCGAUCAAGAAACCUCGUGUAGAAGCGCAGAUGCAGGGGCAGUAGCCACGGUCGUGAACGACAUGUUCCGACUACUGCAGGCGCGAGGUUGGUAUAUGGACGCGCAAGUAUGCUGUGGUAGUAAUCCUAUAUUUCAGUCAUCAAUGCUGCUAGCAAGUUCUGAUCGCAAGGCGCAUCUUUCUGGUCGGUCGAUCGCGGAGUGUUAGCAGCUUUAGCAUUAUAUUGCUUGGUUCGCUUCAAUCCGCGCGCCGUAAUGUGCGGGUCCACACGUAGAUGGAUGAGCGCCAGCAAGCAGAAAAUAGAAUUCAUGUCUCAAAAGUGCAGAUCGCUCCAAAUACAC